UCUGGCGUCGUGGAGGACGCUUGGAGGAACCGGAAGUGACCUUUCAGUGCUGUUUUGCGGGUACUUUUUCGCGGCAAUCCGAACGUGAUGCAGACUGUUGAGGAAUAUGACAGCUGAUUUUUGAUGUUAAUAUAGAAGAUUCUUCAUAUUUGAACAUUAGAGGACACAAUAACAAUGGCUUCAGUCACUGCAGAGGACAUCAAAUCCGAACUGGACACCUUCAACAUAGCCUUCAACAAUGAAACUGUGGAUAAAAUGUUGGAGCAGUGUUUGUGUCACAGGCUGAAGGGGGACGACAUCGUAUGUGAGUGGUUUGCUUUCAGCUCCAGUAGAGAGCAGCUGCCGCUAACUCUUGAUAACCUGGACCAGUUUGAACAUGAAAUACUGAACAAAAAGAAAAGGCCUAAAGGCUCAUCAAAGGGAAGCCAGUAAAAGACAAGAGACAUCAACUCUAUCCAGGACCUAAUCCGAGCAGAAGAGGAAGAGGAAAGCUUGCUGGAUUCCUAUUCAACACCUGCCAAAGGCUCUCAGAAGCGAGCGCUGACCACCCCAGAACAUCCACAGUCCAAGAGAGGUGUGGCUCGACUCACCAGCCCCAGUCUAUUGCUGUCACCUGCUAGCUUCUCACCAAGUGCAACCCCUUCUCAAAAAUAUGGCAUGCGUGGUGGCCGAGGAGAGGUGGUUGCGACGUUUGGAACAGUGCAGGGUCCUCGCUGGAUGGGUAAAGGACAGAGCGCUGUGAGAGUUGAGAUGCUGGAAGGAGGAGAGAAUUCACUCAUCAGCAGCUACAAAUACAUGUUUCAGAGGCUGAGAGAUGUGCGAGACGUUCUGACUGAAAAGAUUGAAGAACUCGGUGAGGAAUUGCGGAGUCAUUUUAACAUAGAGGAAUUCUCUCCAGUUUCAUUACCUGUUCAGGAUAGCAUCACAGUAUUGGGGCAAGUGUGUUGUGACAGUAACGGGAAGCUCAAUGCACAGUCUGUGCUGCUGGAGGCCGGACAGGAACAGGGGGGCAGACAGGUGCCUGUGGAUCUGUCUGAGCUUAAAGAGUUCUCGCUUUUUCCCGGACAGGUUGUUGUGAUGGAAGGUAUGAAUCCCACUGGGGAGAAGUUUGUUGCUACCAAACUAUACGAGGGUAUUCCCCUGCCUUUUUACAGUCCUCCUGAAGUAAAACAAGAAAUGGAUGAAGUGUCUGAGCCUGUGAUGGUCAUGAUGACUUGUGGACCAUACACCCCCUCUGAAAGUCUGACCUAUGACCCUCUGAUUGACCUCAUCACGAUCAUCAAUAAAGAUCGUCCUGAUGUGUGCAUUCUGUUUGGGCCUUUUGUUGAUUCCAAACAUGAGCAGAUUGAGAAAAACCAGGUAACGGAAACAUUCGAAAUCAUCUUCAAGAGAUGUGCGGACAGCAUAGUGGAAGGAACCAAAGGGUCAGGAUGCAGGUUGGUGUUUGUGCCGUCUCAGAGGGAUGUCCAUCAUCAUUACAUUUAUCCUCAGCCACCCUUCAACCUGACCAGCCUCAGCAAAGAUGAUUCAGCGCGAGUGACCUUAGCUUCUGACCCCUGCACGCUCCUCAUUGGUAAUGUGACAUUUGGCCUGACCUCUACAGACAUCCUGUUUUAUAUGGGAGCUGAAGAGAUCAGCAGUGGCACGGGCACAGAACGUUUCUCACGCAUCAUGAAACACAUGUUGACCCAGAGAAGCUACUAUCCUCUGUAUCCUCCUGCGGAGGAAGUUAACAUGGAUUACGACAAGUUUCAGCAGUUUGGCCAAAUGAACCUCACACCUGAUAUUCUUAUCGUUCCUUCUGAGCUUCGGUAUUUCAUCAAGGAUGUGAUUGGCUGUGUGUGUGUCAAUCCUGGCCGUCUCACUAAAGGACAGGUGGGCGGGACUUAUGGAAGGUUACUCAUUCAGCCAAACCCUGCACUGGUGGAGGGAAAGAGAGUGAGCCCAUGUAUAGCAGGACAGGUGGUGAAAAUAUGAUAGAAUUUAUCUUUUCUACUGCUUGAACUUUAUUAAAUCAUGUCUGUAUUUUUUUUAUGUCUGUAUUAAAACCUUUCACUUAAAGUGGCUGGAAAAUAAAAUACUUUGUAAAAGGCUGUUUUGUCCAGUUGUCUAGUUACCAUGUCAACAAA
Messenger RNA from Labeo rohita (rohu), 2129 nucleotides. It is a transcript of the gene pola2, whose product is annotated as polymerase (DNA directed), alpha 2. Gene Ontology annotation, molecular function: DNA binding. Gene Ontology annotation, biological process: DNA replication; DNA replication initiation. Lineage: Eukaryota; Metazoa; Chordata; Actinopteri; Cypriniformes; Cyprinidae. Gene Ontology annotation, cellular component: alpha DNA polymerase:primase complex. The record is from RefSeq and is a predicted model, not a curated record.